GCAGCUGCAGUGGCAGUGAAGGUGGAGAACCUCCUUCUUCCCACUACCUGCUCUGGAAACUGCUCAACGACCAAUUGGGGGCAACCCAGCCCGAUACAGCAUGUGAGAGCCCUCUUGAGCACAUCAGUUACGCCAGAUGCAACUGCUGUAAGGAAGUAAGGGAAACAUUUUCUGAAACUGGGAAGGUUUUUUGGAGGAAGAUGGAGAACCCACUUCUUUUAUUCCCCCAACUAAACAUUUCUGCUUCAAAGGAUAAAUCCUAUUACAAAGUCAUGAAACCAACAAUUAAAGAAGAGCCACAUAAAGCAAGCAAGCCUGGAGCUAAGCAGAAGAGAAAUAGGCUGAGCCUUCUCCUGCAGAAGCCUGAAUUCCAUGAAGGUGAUCAUCUUGGUAAACCCGGAAACUUGACAAAAGCGGCAAGUGUGUCUCCUGAAGAAGCAGUGAAAUGGGGAGAAUCUUUUGACAAACUGCUUUCUGAGAAAGCUGGAUUGGAUGCCUUUACGAAGUUUCUGAAAACUGAGUUCAGCGAGGAGAACAUCGAGUUCUGGAUAGCUUGCGAGGAUUACAAGAAAAGCAAAACUGCACAUGAACUUUUGCCAAAAGCUAAGACCAUUUAUGAAACAUUCAUACAGAAAGAUGCUCCAAAAGAGGUGAAUUUGGACUUUCAAACCAAAGAAGUCACAAGUCAGAAUAUUGAACAGCCCAUCAUCACCACCUUUGAUGCCGCACAAAACACAGUCUACAGGCUGAUGGAGCAAGACAGCUACCCACGCUUCCUAAGAUCUGAUCCUUAUUUAAAUUUGGUUAAGGGGAGAAAUCCCAGUCGUCCUACCCUUAGGAGACGAUCAAGAUCUUUUACUGUCAAUGAUUUCCAGGGCGUACGACCAGACUUUACCGUUUGGUAACAUGGAAACUCAACCUUC
Molecule: messenger RNA, 923 nt
Organism: Charadrius vociferus (killdeer)
Lineage: Eukaryota; Metazoa; Chordata; Aves; Charadriiformes; Charadriidae
Gene: RGS18
Product: regulator of G-protein signaling 18
Exons: 5
Coding region: 201-905 (234 amino acids)
Source: RefSeq, a predicted model, not a curated record